AUGGGGGAAAGCUUCAAUAUGCGGGAGGACGAGCUGUUGUGCGAUGAAUGGUUGGCCACUAGCAUCGAUCUGAUCCAUGGCACGGAGCAAAAGGGCACAACAUUUUCAAAGAACACUUGCAUUUGGUUCCCCGAACACAAGCAUUUCGCCCCCUACUCCGACGCAGUCCUCUGCAACCGUGAAUCAAAGUCCCUCAACCAUCGAAGAUACACCAUCCAAGAGGCCGUGUCCAAGUAUUGCGGGCACUUGAAGCAUGUCAUCGCACGGUGGCCUAGCGUUGCACAAAUCACCGAGCAACCUACUCGUGCUUGUUUGGUGUACAAGAAGUUGGAGAAGAAGAGCUUCAUUGUCAUGCAUUGUUGGUUGAAAUUGAAUGGGCAACCGAAGUGGAACCUUUUUAUACCCAAGACCGCCGCCCAAGCCAUAGAGGAAGAAACCGGUGACCCUACCGACCCAACCCAAGAAUCAUCGAAGAAGGCUAGAAGAUUUUUACGGAGGAAGAAGUGGGAUGAGGAGAGGGAGAAGCGAGAAGGUACUACGGCCAAGCUGACGGAGAGGUUCGAGGACAUCUUGGGGAAGAAGGAGGAGGCAUGCAUGAAACUCUCGGACCUCAAGGAAAAGAGAAAGGCGGAGACACUACUAGGGAAAAGCCUAGUAGCAGCGCGGAUUUUAGGUAUAGCAGUGGCGCGGGAACCCGCCCUACUGAUACGGCGCUACAGCUAA
Molecule: messenger RNA, 723 nt
Organism: Aegilops tauschii subsp. strangulata
Lineage: Eukaryota; Viridiplantae; Streptophyta; Magnoliopsida; Poales; Poaceae
Source: RefSeq, a predicted model, not a curated record